This is a messenger RNA of Drosophila elegans, 1922 nucleotides long. RefSeq names its product insulin-like growth factor-binding protein complex acid labile subunit (gene cDIP). NCBI's taxonomy places the organism in Eukaryota, Metazoa, Arthropoda, Insecta, Diptera, Drosophilidae. The coding region runs from base 205 to 1857 and encodes 550 amino acids. Gene Ontology annotation, molecular function: protein binding. The transcript has a single exon. The record is from RefSeq and is a predicted model, not a curated record.
AAUCCCGCAACGAACUGUACUAGUUAUAUAUAAAACAUUUUUUUUUUUUUGCAAAAUCAAAACACCAUGAAUAGAAUGAAAAUUAUAUAGAACUGAUGAUCAUUAUUUGAGCAUUAUAGGAGGGGCUUAUCUGGCGAGGCGUUUGGCGGUCAUCGUUUGGAAUCAGUUUCGGGUCGAACGUGAAACGUUGAGCACUGUUGAACAAUGUACGUCCGGAAUUGUUUGCUGUUGCUCUGGAUCUGUUUGCUGAUCUCGUUGGCGGUCAUCUUGGUCGUUGUCGCCGAGGAUAAGGACGCUUCAUCGAGAAUCGUGCUGGUGUCCAGUCUGGAGGGCAAUUGCCAAACUGAGGGUGCUGUGACCCGUUGCAGUGGCUUCAACUUCGACAGUGAGGAUGAAAGGGCUACGUUUGAUUUGCCCACUGAGGUGCGGAUUGCUGAGGAUGGCACCACCUAUGAGGUGGGCGACGAAGAGCCCUCCAGAACACUGAUCUUUGAGAACUGCACGUUCACGAACUUUCCCCUGCGACUUUUCUACACGCUGGAGGUGACUGAGUUGGACAUGCGAGUGUGUAGCAUCCGAUACAUCUACUGGGAAAACUUCUCCAUUGGUGCCGACAAGUUGGUGAUCCUUCUGCUAUCCGACAAUAAACUCGAGGAUCUGCCCACAAGCACCUUUAGGGGAGCAGGCAACCUGCAGUUCCUCUUCCUGAAUCGCAACAAACUAAGCAAAGUGCAGGAAGGUGCCUUUGAGAACCUGCAAAAGUUGCAGUAUCUGGACCUAACGGACAAUUACUUGGAGGAUCUGCCGAGGGAUAUAUUUUCCGAACUGAAGAGUCUGCGGCAUGUGGGCUUGGCCAAUAACCAACUGACCACCAUUGAGAGCGAUUUGUUUGCCCAAAAUCCGGGACUUUUAUCAGUUGCCCUCCAGAACAACCGACUUCGGGAGGUGGGGGAGUAUGCCUUUCGGUCCAAGGGGCAUGAUCAUCAGAUGCAGUACGUAGAUCUGUCGCAUAACCCGCAGCUGGCUGUGCUGCUGCUGAAUAUUAAUGCCACUAACCUGACCGUUCGCAAUUGUUCGCUGGACCGUGUCAAUUUGUACGGCUCGGUGAGGAAUGUCGAUCUGAGCGAUAAUCGCGUGCGGGAGCUGUACUUUCCCGCCUCGGAGGCCCUAGAGCAUUUGGUGCUGCGCAACAACUCGCUAACCCAGUUGGCCUCGUUGAGCCGGGUGCCCAGGCUGCGGCACCUGGACGUGGCCGAUAAUCCGCAUCUUGGGCAAUUGCCCGAAGGCUGGCAAACGCCGCACCUGGAGAUGUUGGUGCUGCGAAACACUGGCCAAGUGGAGCUGCCGCUUGGGGCUUUGAAGGGAAUGCAAAACCUGCGAAAUCUGGACAUUUCAGGCAAUAAUCUUACCGAUAUCGAUCCCUCCGCUUUUCCCACACUCUCGCAGCUAACUCACUUCUUUAUACACGGCAACAACUGGAAUUGUUUUAGUCUGAGAACCCUAAUGGACGUAGUCAUCCGUCCCAAUGGCAUUACCUUUACCGCGGACGAGGACGAUCCGAAUUAUCCGGGGGAGUACAUUCGAGGCAUAGCCUGCAUGUAUCGCAUGUCUGAGAAGGAGCCUCUAGACUCCUCCUCGGAAAUGUCGGCCAGUGUGGAGUCCUCACCAAAGCUUAGUUAUUCCCCUGCUGAUCACCAAGAAGUGGAAAAACUGCGUCAGGAACUGAAAACGGUGGUGCAGCAUUUUGAGAGCAAGUUCGAUUUGGUGCUCAGUCAACUCGGCAAACUGAAUGAGCAGAUGCAGGCCUUCGAGGUACUUAACAAAACUGUUUGGAGUCAGGUCACCUUGUCAGUCUAAGCCAUUUCUUAUGUUUGGUUAAAAUUUAUUGUCUUUUUCAUGUGAUCAGUAAAUUUUAAAAAUAA